UGACGUGUUUGUGGGUGGGUGUUUGUGUGUGAGAAGGAUCUGGCAAAACCAGGGACAGCCCCAACCGGCAAGCCCUGCGUUAGUCCGCCACUCGCGCAUCUAAUUCUCCGCAGAAGGUCUCUCUGUGGUAGCCGGUUAGCACGAUGGCGAACGUUGCAGAUACUAGGCUUUACGACAUCCUUGGAGUUUCACCUUCUGCCUCUGAAAAUGAACUUAAAAAGGCUUACCGCAAAUUGGCCAAAGAGUAUCAUCCUGACAAGAACCCUGAUGCAGGAGACAAGUUUAAAGAAAUAAGUUUUGCAUAUGAAGUAUUGACAAACCCGGAGAAGAAGGAGCUUUAUGAUCGAUAUGGAGAACAAGGGCUACGGGAGGGAGGAGGCGGAGGGCCUGGCAUGGAUGAUAUCUUUUCUCACAUAUUUGGCGGAGGACUCUUUGGCUUCAUGGGUGGACAAGGAAGAGGGCGAAAUGGAGGGAAGAGGAGAGGAGAUGAUAUGGUGCAUCCUCUGAAAGUUUCCCUUGAAGACCUUUACAAUGGCAAGACCACAAAACUGCAGCUCAGUAAGAAUGUGUUGUGUGGGGCCUGUAAUGGUCAGGGUGGGAAGGCCGGAGCGGUGCAAAAGUGCGUGGCAUGCAGAGGAAGAGGUAUGAGGAUCAUGAUUCGACAACUGGCCCCAGGAAUGGUUCAACAGAUGCAGUCAGUCUGCACAGAUUGCAAUGGAGAAGGUGAGGUGAUAAAUGAGAAGGACCGCUGCAGAAAGUGUGAGGGUCAAAAGGAAAAAGAACAUGAGGAGUUCCGACGUGAUGGCAGUGACCUCCACAUGGUCCAGCGUAUUGGUCUAGUGGAGGCUCUAUGUGGCUUCCAGAUGACCGUCACUCACCUAGAUGGACGGCAGCUGCUUGUGAAAUACCCACCUGGCAAAGUCAUUGAGCCAGGUUGUAUUCGAGUGGUGAAAGGAGAAGGGAUGCCUCAGUACAGAAACCCUUUUGAGAAGGGAGAUCUUUACAUCAAGUUUGAUGUUCAGUUCCCAGAAAACAACUGGAUUAGUCCUGAAAAGCUGAAUGACCUGGAGUGCUUGCUGCCUGCUCGUGCUGACAAUCCUGUUAUUGCACCAGAUGCAGAGGAAGUAGACCUAACAGAUUUUGACAAGAGUCAAGGUUUUGGAGGUGGAGCCAGGAGAGAGGCCUAUAAUGAUAGUUCUGAUGAGGAAGGAGGCCAUCAUGGCCCAGGGGUGCAGUGUGCACACCAAUAGAAAGACUCAUAGACUUGCACACAUUAAAACAUAAUUAGAGAAACAUCCUUCAAGUUCCAUUGCUAACACCAUUCAAGACUUGUUGCACAUAAGCGCACAUUUUCUCUGACUACACCAGUGAAAAGAAAUACACAAACACAAAUAUUCUCCCUCCUCAGUUCCAUGGUGCCCAUAAAUCAGAGAGAUCCAGGAUGUGUCAUUUGUUUAUGGAAUUUAGUGCUCAUUGAUGUCUUCAGCAAGGAAUAGUCUCAUUCUCAGAGGUUCACUGGCUGAGGUUGACUUGAACCUCCCUCUUUUCAUCUUUAACUUUAACUUCUUACUGUGAGAAUCACCAGUCUGUGUACAAAAUGCGAGCAUUGUCAAAUAUCUUGUAAAAGGUGUAGAGUAGUCAGUCACAUACAAGCGCAUGCUGCUUCUUGCUGAAGAGUGUGGUCACUGCAGAGAAAUGUAUUUCCAAACCCAUUUAAAUUUUCCCAAGUAACUGCUACUUGAGUGCCCUGUUGACACAUCUCUGCACAGAGAAGCAAACAUUUAAACCGCAGCUUCCUCUUAGGACAAUUAUCAUUUGUUGAAAAUGGGAUUUCAGGGUUCCGUUCGGUCUCUGUCAGACCUAAACUAUAUUAGAGCCCAGAGGUUGGCACCUGUCUGCCAAGGCUACACGCUUUUGUCUUUUGUUUGUUUUCGUCUGAGAUUGAAGCUUCUUUAUUUUUGUCAGUGUGAAUGUUAGUGUUUUUGAAACCACAGAUCUUGAAGUGAAAUACUCUUGAUUGCAGUUGAGGACACACGUUGUUGUUUUUUUUUGUUUUUUUUGGUAUGUGUGCAGUGCAGUGGCUCAUUGUGUGGUUGAGCUGCUGUAGAAUGUUGUAGCUUUUAAGGGUGGUAGGUAUCCCUGCAUCCCUGCUUUACGUUGAAGUGCAGUGAGUGUGGACACCAAAAAUAGUCAGUUAACAAGGAAAGAAUUGAAUGUUUACUUCCUUCAUUUUCCCUCAACUUACCAAGACUGAGAGACCUUCCUGUCUCGCUGGAAAACUGCUGGAUCUGAACCAGACCCUUUGUACUAUACAAAACCUCCCUUUGCAGAGUUGUUAGCCAAACAUAUGUUCCUUGACUUGUUACAAAUAUUCCCAUCCCCAUUUGCCUGUAAAUAAAGUUCCAGUCCAUAGGUGUAUUCAAGUCUACAGCGGUGUCAUGUUCACCUCCUUUUCUUAUACAAAUGACUUAAAGGCAACAGAUAAAAGUUAUAUUCACAAGAAGGAGGGUAAGUGGAGCCACUUUAGACUGUUUACAUGCACCUCUAUGGUUCAUUGUGUAUGUAAUUUUGGGAGGGAAAGUGCACACGAAAAAAAGGUCAUUGUUAAAUUACAUUAUUGUUGAUGCUAAUGGUUGUCAAAAUGAUAAGAUGUAUAAUAAACAACUACAAAUUUGUUGACA
Molecule: messenger RNA, 2681 nt
Organism: Menidia menidia (Atlantic silverside)
Lineage: Eukaryota; Metazoa; Chordata; Actinopteri; Atheriniformes; Atherinopsidae
Source: the annotation of a GenBank genome assembly